GUCAUUAACCCUACUUGCAUGAUAUUUUAGGUAAUGAUUAAACAAAUUGGAUUUUAGAAAACAAGCAGGAAAGUACAGUCACUGUAACCUUGGCUAGGUUGUCGCCGUGCUAACUGGUUAGGAGUGGCAAUAUCCAUAGUCUGAAGGGUAAACCCCUCAAGCCUCCUUGUUUGCAAAACACAGAGUGGAGAUCAAGGCAGAGGGCCAAAUCAGAAUCCAUCAAAAUAGCUUGGCGAAGAAAUCUGCUUUUAAAGAGCUUACUGGACCAAUUGGUAAGAAAUUGAUCCGCAUGGCUACAACAAGAUUUUGGGGAGUGCUGGACCGUAUUUGCAGAAUCCUGGGGAUUGUAACUGCUGCAGUUCUUCUGGGAGUGGGGAUAGAUACUGCAGUUCAAGGGCAGUUCAUGAAACUGGCUGCUUACUUGCUAUUUGCUGCCACAGUCCUCAUCAUUUUGGAAAGCCCAUAUUUCAUUGGCAUUGUGUUUGUCCAACACUGUCCCAUGUUCUUUGAUAAAACGGAUGGCAAGAUUUGGAAUCUCUGGAAGAAGGCUAUGAGGCCUAAUGGUUUACAGAAAUUUCUUAUUUUCAUCUUUCUGUCCGUGGCUUGCUUCUUACACCCAAUUCUUAUUUGGCAUGCAACUAUUCCAGGCGCCAUGCUGAUAGUGAGUGGUCUUGCCUACUUUUUGUUGAACCUGAGGAAAAGGUAUCAUAAGGAUGUGCCCAACGUGCCAAACGCACAGGGAUGUUCCCGGGACUAUAUCAAUGCCGUGACCCUGACAGAUGCUGGGCAGAUGGAGCAAACGUACAGCUUCCAUCAUGGCACCACAAAGAAGAAGUUAGCUGUGGUCAGCUAUGUGCGUAACGUCUUUAGAGUCAACAGCAAAAGACCUCUCUCCAAUGAAAGUGUAAGGACGCUUCAAGAAAGUACUUUUGGUAACCUGAGCACGCAUACAAAGAACAAACACGCACUGUUUGAGGAAAGUAGUGUUAAAAUUAUCCCAUCUGAGCCUGACAGCCUGGAAGAGCAUGAAAUGGAAUCAGAAGAAACCACAUCUGACAAAGCAGCAAUUAUGCCAAAGUGAGGGUUUAUUCCACACCACUGUAUAUUCACAUCUCCAAAACACGGCCAUUAUGAUUGAAUAUGGACAUCAACUUUUAAUGACUUCAAAGCAUAAGCCAAAAGAAAGCUUUGCCUUUCUAUAGAGCCUUUCACAUAUCCAGGAUAUCUGAGAACAAUUCAUGGCCACUCAAUUACUUUUUGAGGUGUAGUCACUGUUGUUUUGAUGCCAAACACUGCCAUUUAUGCACAGCAAGCUCCCACAAUAAGAUAAGUUGGAAGUUAGUUUUUUUUUGUUGUGUUGUUUGGACAAUCAAUGGCUAGAUCACCAUGAGCAAACGCGCCAUUGGGAUCUUUUACGCUUAACUGAACAGUUCUGGAACUUCAGGUUAAUGCUUUAUUUGAUAGGCUCUGACAAUGCAAUGCUCCCUCAAUACUGCAGCCAAAUUCAGGAUUAGGGUUUGAAGCAUUACUUUCUGGCAUAGGGUGACAUUGACACUUAUAACUAAUGCCACUGGAUACUUAAUUGUAAAAACCAAGACUGUGUGCUUCACUAGGGACCUGAUUGUUGCAUCCCAACAGUGGGAUAGGGGGACAAUGGGGAAUGGUACCUAGUGAAAGCAAGGUACCUCUCUACAGGAAGGGGAGUAUGACAGUAGGAUUAUAAACGGAUGGUUGUAAUUCAUCUUUGUGUGACAAGUUCAGAAUCAGCAAUGCAUUCACGCAUUACAUUUGCACCGUGCAACAGGGAAGAAAAACAAAGGAAUUUCAUAACCACUAAUAUACAGCCUAUAAGGAGAGUAAUUGUCACAAUCUGCAAUGAAGUCAUAAGCACAUGAUUGUGGAAUGCAUUUACAAUCUCACCAUUUAUAAUGGCUAGAACACAUCUUUUCAUGUUCUUUGCUUACGUUUAUAACAUAAAGGAGAAAAUUUGAGGACAA
Rhincodon typus (whale shark) is the source of this 1997-nucleotide messenger RNA. RefSeq names its product transmembrane protein 72 (gene tmem72). The record is from RefSeq and is a predicted model, not a curated record. NCBI's taxonomy places the organism in Eukaryota, Metazoa, Chordata, Chondrichthyes, Orectolobiformes, Rhincodontidae. The transcript has 6 exons. The coding region runs from base 290 to 1081 and encodes 263 amino acids.